This is a messenger RNA of Spodoptera frugiperda (fall armyworm), 1314 nucleotides long. RefSeq names its product cuticle protein 18.6-like. The coding region runs from base 19 to 1239 and encodes 406 amino acids. Lineage: Eukaryota; Metazoa; Arthropoda; Insecta; Lepidoptera; Noctuidae. The transcript has 7 exons. Gene Ontology annotation, cellular component: extracellular matrix. The record is from RefSeq and is a predicted model, not a curated record.
UAACGAACGCCCCAGGGCAUGUCACAUGUCGCGUGUCACCAGCAAUAUGCUCGUACUGAAGGCGUUCAUGUCAGUAUAAAAAGUGCACCAGUUCACAUAUUGGCACAGUCAAGUAUUGUACUCCAAUAUAACAACACCAAUCUAACAAUGGUUGCCAAAUUCGUCAUCGUCCUGUCCCUCGCCGUGGCGGCUUACGCCGUGCCCCUUGUCCCCGUCAGCAAGGUGGUGUACGCCGAGCCUGAGGCGCCCGCUCACUACGAGUUCUCAUACUCCGUGCACGAUGACCACAGCGGUGACGUGAAGCAGCAGCAGGAGGCUCGUCAAGGCGACGCCGUCCACGGCUCGUACUCUCUCGUGCAGCCCGACGGUGUGCACCGCAUCGUCGAGUACACCGCCGACAAGGAGCACGGAUUCAACGCCAACGUGCGCUACGAGGGCACCCCCGUCCAAGCUGCACCCGCCAAGAUCGCCUACGCCGCCCCCGUAGCCAAGGUCGCCUACGCCGCUCCCGUUGCCAAAGUAGCCUACGCCCCAGCCGCAGUCUCUUACUCCCACGCUCCAGUCUACGCCGCCCCCGUCGCCAAGGUCGCCUACGCCGCCCCUGUCGCCAAGAUCGCCUACGCCGCCCCCGUAGCCAAGGUCGCCUACGCCGCUCCCGUUGCCAAAGUAGCCUACGCCCCAGCCGCAGUCUCUUACUCCCACGCUCCAGUCUACGCCGCCCCCGUCGCCAAGGUCGCCUACGCCGCCCCUGUCGCCAAGAUCGCCUACGCCGCCCCCGUAGCCAAGGUCGCCUACGCCGCUCCCGUUGCCAAAGUAGCCUACGCCCCAGCCGCAGUCUCUUACUCCCACGCUCCAGUCUACGCCGCCCCUGUCGCCAAGGUCGCCUACGCCGCUCCCGUUGCCAAAGUAGCCUACGCCCCAGCCGCAGUCUCUUACUCCCACGCUCCAGUCUACGCCGCCCCCGUCGCCAAGGUCGCCUACGCCGCCCCUGUCGCCAAGAUCGCCUACGCCGCUCCCGUUGCCAAGAUCGCCUACGCCGCUCCCGUUGCCAAAGUAGCCUACGCCCCAGCCGCAGUCUCUUACUCCCACGCUCCAGUCUACGCCGCCCCCGUCGCCAAGGUCGCCUACGCCGCCCCUGUCGCCAAGGUCGCCUACGCCGCCCCUGUCGCCAAGGUCGCCUACUCUGCUCCCGUAGCUCACGUUACCUACUCUUCUCCCGCCGUCUCUUACUACCACUAAAUUAUUAGAUCCUGUUGUUACAUAGAUUGUUGUAUUUAUUGAAAUGAAUAGGCACUAUUAAAUUUUUCAAUUAUA